ACCCGUUGAGGUGUCACUUUCCAACGUCAUGAUCGCGCAGUAGUAAUGCGGUGCCUAUCAUAGCCCUCACCUGGCGAUCUAUACAUGCGUACAUAUAUCAAAGUGAUAUCCCACUUCAGCUCGCUUAUUCCUUCUUCCUCUUUCCUCUUCCCUUUCCCCGACUUCUGUCUCCAUGCAUCUCCACUGCGUCUGAGCAACUUGGGCUUUCCGAAUAUUUACCUACCUACCUACCUACCUACCUACCCAAGUCUGUUGAGCUGCUGUACUGGCUACCAUUCAAAAUGUUGUCUAAUCGCCGUUCCAUGCUCUCGAUCCCUUCAACCAACAUAGUUCCCGUCUCUCUCAGUCGCCCACGCUCUGCCUACACGCCUGGCUCGCAACCACAAAUUCCGGGAGCAGUCUACGGAGAAGACGAGCCACACAGCCGAGUAGCCUCGGUUCCGACCUCGACCACUCCCUACCUACCCGGCUACCACACGGUGAAGCUCAUCGGCACCGUCUACGGCAUGGCCACGAUCGCGCGCAAGGACAGCAAGUCGUUCCUGAAAGUCGCCGGGACGGGACUCGAGGCAAACACCCUGACGCACAUGUUGUACGAUGCGCGGGCCCAGGCGACGGAGCGCAUGACGAUGGACUGCAUCACUCGGGGCGGCAACGCCAUCAUAGGGAUGAGCUUUGGGGAGAGCGAGGUCAUGGGAUUCGCGUUGGUGUCGGUGUCGGGCACGGCUGUGUAUGUCGAGCGGGAGGCGCAGUUUAGCAUUCCGGUAUCGCCGCAAUAGCUCCAAGUUCGGGUUCUCAGAUUUGCUGCAGGCCUAACUAAGCCUUCCUUGGCGGUGCUAAGCCAAGUUCGAGUCUCGGAGAGGCUUAGCCAGGUGGGUUAUGCGCACGGACCACCCACAGCUUCCCAGACGACGGAAGCCU
This is a messenger RNA of Phialemonium atrogriseum, 921 nucleotides long. RefSeq lists its product as uncharacterized. Lineage: Eukaryota; Fungi; Ascomycota; Sordariomycetes; Cephalothecales; Cephalothecaceae. The coding region runs from base 282 to 779 and encodes 165 amino acids. The record is from RefSeq and is a predicted model, not a curated record. The transcript is spliced from 2 exons.